Molecule: messenger RNA, 318 nt
Organism: Lolium rigidum
Lineage: Eukaryota; Viridiplantae; Streptophyta; Magnoliopsida; Poales; Poaceae
Exons: 2
Coding region: 1-318 (105 amino acids)
Source: RefSeq, a predicted model, not a curated record
AUGGCUCGAGGAGACGAUGCCGCCGCCUGCCGCUGCAGUCUCUCCCUGCUGCCUCCACGCUUCUUCCUCCUCGUCCUCGUCGCCACCCUCACCGUGGUUUUGGUGGCAGCGCCGCCGUCUGCGAGGGCGGCCUGGGUGGAGGAUUACCCUUCGGGAGUGCCGUGCGGCGUGACGAUUCCGGUAGAGCAGUGCGACCCGGGCGACGCGGCCGCCAACAGCGCCUGCAUGGACGUGUGCCACUACGGCGGGUGCAGGCGCGGCGGCCGCUGCGUCUCCCUCGGCUUCGCCAGGGGCCGCGGCUGCCAUUGCAAGUGCUAG